Molecule: messenger RNA, 2101 nt
Organism: Lathyrus oleraceus (garden pea)
Lineage: Eukaryota; Viridiplantae; Streptophyta; Magnoliopsida; Fabales; Fabaceae
Exons: 7
Coding region: 142-1683 (513 amino acids)
Source: RefSeq, a predicted model, not a curated record
AUUGUUUUAGAAGGUUAAAAUAACAUCGAUUGUCGACCUUAUUUUCAUUCUGAAAUCUGAUAGUAUCAACCAAAGCACACUGUUCUUCCCCAAAUAAAAUGGCAAUUCGACGUUAGAAAUCUGAAAAUUCCAUAAUCUGAAAUGAAAACAAUGGACAAAGACAUAUCAAACUGGGUCAUGGAGUUUCUCCUUCGAAGCUCCGUACCCGAUUCACUCAUUCAAAAAACCCUAACCGUUCUUCCACUUUCCGGCGCCGAUUCUCGCCUUAAAAAAACCCUCCUCCUCCGUACCCUCCAAACUCACCUCCGCAACGCCUCCCUCUCGGAAACCUCUCUCCAAAUCAUCGAACACCUAGAGGAGCUUUACCGCAUCGACGCGGUUCCCAUCUCCGAUGCAAUGCGGAGCGCUUAUUGUUCUGUCGCUGUUGAAUGUACCGUUAAAUAUCUUAUUACCGCUCAUGAGGAUCCGUCCGGGGAAUACUUUUCCGCUGUUCGACGGAUCUGGCGUGGUCGUGUUGUUCAAUUGUCGGCUGAGGUGCGGCGGAGCGAGCUUCUUUCAGAUGAGUUGUCGCGUUGGGGGGAAGACAUUGAAGCGGCGCUUUGGGAUGUUAAGGUUUCGGAGAGGCUUGCAGGUUUGAACACAAGGAGAGAUGCGAUGAAUGAGGUUAACAGGUUUUUGAAGGAUGCGUGGCAAAUUAUGGGACCUUCUUUUCUUGAUUCGAUGGCAUUGUCUUCUAAAGGGAAUGGGUUGCGUCCUGAAGGUGUUUGUGGAAUUGCUUCAGGUAGUGAAAAGUUGAGAAAGAGUGAUGGUAGGUUAGAAAGUUCGGGAAAGGAGAAAAUGUGCUCUGUUGGGGAUGAUAACAAUGAUAAUGUUGAUGAUGAUGGUGAUGGUGAUGAUGAUGACGUGGCAGUGAUGGGUGAAAACCAUGGCAAUAAACGAUUGGAAGAUAGAGUUGGUACUUCUGUUGAUGCAAAUCAGGAAGUGGGUGGGUGUGAUUCUUCAAAUGUAGAUAAAGUAGAAUUUCGGAAAGACAAUAUUCAGCUCAAACGCAAGCACUCUGCACUACGAACAUGCCAUAGGGGAGUUAAAGUCUCUGGUGCAGAGGACGUGAGUCCAUCAAAUUUAUCGAGUAAAUAUAAAAUCUUGCCUAGUGCUGAAGUAAAGAAAGUUCGGGAAUCCCUUAAAUCAAGUUCUAUGGAGUUAAAGGCAUUGGUCAAGGAUCCUCUUCCCGAUGCAUUGCGAUCAUCUGAAGAUGUAAGAUCCAAAUUAGCAACAGAACAUAUAAAUCUUGGGCCACCCAGUGAAAAUCAGAGUGGACAUGUAGAUGUACGACAUUCAGAUAGAUGCAAAAGCAUUGUACUUUAUCAGGCUAAGGCUAAUGAUGCCAAUCUUGCAAAGAAGCCUUCUGUUCCUUGUAGUAAUGAUCGCCGCCCCAACUUUAUGGGGCGGGCAAGUUCUGCCCAUACUUACGAGUGGAAUGAUUCAAUAGAUAACUCACCGCAAGAAAGACUGCCAAGAAGGAAGAAAAGGAAAUGGACUUCACUGGAAGAGGAGACACUAAGGGCUGGUGUAAAAAUGUUUGGAGAAGGAAACUGGAGGACAAUUCGUGACUUUUACAGCAACAUAUUCGAAUAUAGAAGUGGAGUUGAUCUAAAAGACAAGUGGAGAAAUAUGACGCGGUGACAAGGAGGAGUUAUUUAAAUUUCCAUGUAUAUAUAUCUCAGGAAGUUUUGUUGAAGCACAGUUCAGCUAGUGCUGUUAGUGAGGAGUGUGGACCAACUGGUAACCUAAAGUCCAUGUCAGGACCCACUCAAUCCACUUCUCCUUCAUCUCUGCAUUCCUGUUUCAAGAGCUUGUCUUAAGGAAGCUCCAAAGGGAAAAAGAUCAUACCAACUUUGAGAUCUGAAUUGUACUUUAUACACAAAGGAAACCAUUUGAUACUUGCCUUUUGUUUGAUUAUGUAAAUGCUUAAUUUAAUAUGUUCUUAUCUUUUUAAGCCAUCUAGGGUGUUUGUAAUCUACAUCAUCUAUCUAAUUUUUUUUUACGACUUGUAUAUUUGAACCCGUUUUUAUCAUGGCAACACAAGUGUCUGUCUCUUCAA